Molecule: messenger RNA, 1315 nt
Organism: Rhea pennata
Lineage: Eukaryota; Metazoa; Chordata; Aves; Rheiformes; Rheidae
Gene: C1QC
Product: complement C1q C chain
Exons: 3
Coding region: 88-825 (245 amino acids)
Molecular function (GO): protein binding
Source: RefSeq, a predicted model, not a curated record
GUGUGCCAGGAGGCACUGCUCACAGCAGCCAGAGAGCUCAGCAGUGCAGGACCCUGUGCCCUGUGUCCCCCGCCAGAGAGCACCAAAAUGGGGCAGAGCUUUCAGGAGCAGCUUGGUCUGGCUCUCAUCCUCCUACUCCUGUCUCUGGGAGCUGCAGUGACCGGAGAUAACAGUCACAACUGCUAUGGGGCUCCAGGCCUGCCGGGCAUGCCGGGCAUGCCGGGCAAGGAUGGCCGGGAUGGGCUGAAGGGAGCCAAAGGCGAACCGGGCAUCCCGGCCGUUUCUGCUGCUCAAGGGCCCAAGGGUAUGAAAGGGGAACCAGGCAGUCCUGGCUGGCCCGGCAAGACUGGCCCCUUCGGUCCCCCUGGUCCUCGUGGAGACCCAGGAAUGAUGGGCACUAUUGGAGCCCCAGGUGUACCUGGCAGCUACAAGCAAAAGCACCAGUCAGCAUUUUCAGUGACAAGGCAGACUGGCGUGUACCCACAGAAGAAUGUCCCUGUGGUGUUCAACCAUGUCAUCACCAAUACAAACAACGACUACAACACCACCACGGGCAAGUUCACCUGCAAGCUCCCUGGCCUCUACUACUUUGUCUUCCACACUUCACAGACAGCCAACCUCUGCGUCUUACUAUACAAGAACACAGCUAAGACGGCCAGCUUCUGUGACCACAAGACCAAUAACAUGCAGAUCAGCUCCGGAGGGAUCCUCCUCCAUCUGGAUGCUGGGCACCAGGUCUGGCUGACGGUGAAUGAUUACAAUGGCAUGGUGGGCAUCCACAGCUCUGACAGCAUCUUCUCAGGGUUCCUGCUCUUCCCAGACUAGAGGACUGGCAGAUCCCACCUUAGUAUGCUGAGCUCUUCUCCCUGCCAUGCAAAUGCUCACUGUUAGACCUUUGUUAACACCUCACCAUUGUAAAAUUUGUCUGCUAAAGUUUGUUUGGAAGAACCAAAGAGGAUGUCAGCCCCAGCAGCUGGCCACAAUACCCAGACUGGGGACUGAGUGGGCUGAAUAUUGAGAACAAGCAUAUUUGGCUACAUCUGUGCCCAGAGAGACCAAGCUUCUGAGCACCUGCUGGCACUGCCACAUGCAAUAUAACACACAGGUCACUCGCCUUCUGCGCUGAUAACCCCACCCAUUACUUUCUGCUGCCCAAGAGCCAGGGCCUCUGUGUCUCUGUGUCUCUUUCCCUCCCACAUGAGUUGCAUCAGCAGGGACAGGCACAAGCCAAAUGGCCUGGAGCAGACUUGCAGCAGGUGCUUUGCCAUGAUGUGGCUGCGGAAAGAGUCAAUAAACUUUCUCCCAGUGUACUUGA